This is a messenger RNA of Octodon degus (degu), 1317 nucleotides long. It is a transcript of the gene Necab3, whose product is annotated as N-terminal EF-hand calcium binding protein 3. Gene Ontology annotation, cellular component: cytoplasm; endoplasmic reticulum; Golgi cis cisterna. Lineage: Eukaryota; Metazoa; Chordata; Mammalia; Rodentia; Octodontidae. The transcript has 13 exons. Gene Ontology annotation, molecular function: calcium ion binding. The coding region runs from base 23 to 1129 and encodes 368 amino acids. Gene Ontology annotation, biological process: regulation of amyloid precursor protein biosynthetic process. The record is from RefSeq and is a predicted model, not a curated record.
AGCACCAGGCGGGCUGCGUGCCAUGGCCUGUGCCGGGCUGCUCGCUGUGUGUCUGCUCCGGGCCCCCGCGCCCCCUCCCCCACGGCCCCCUCCGCCCACCACCGGGCUCGCCGGACACGCACUCUUCCAGGACGUUUUCCGCAGAGCAGACAAGAAUGACGAUGGUAAGCUGUCCUUUGAGGAAUUCCAGAAUUACUUUGCUGACGGGGUUCUCAGCCCAGGGGAGCUGCAGGAGCUGUUCAGCGGCAUUGAAGGGCACCCCACUGACAAUUUAGAAACAGAGAAACUAUGUGACUACUUUUCAAAGCACCUGGGUGUCUAUCGGCCUGUGCUGGCUGCGCUGGAGACGCUGAACCGAGCUGUGCUUUCUGCCAUGGACACCACCAAGCUGGAAUAUGAGCAGGCCUCCAAGGUGGACCAGUUUAUGACACGCUUCUUGCUUCGGGAGACGACCAGCCAGCUCCAGGCUCUGCAAAACUCUCUGGAGGGGGCAUCGGACACCCUGGAGGCCCAAGCCCGUGGCCCAUCCUAUGACAGGACCUUGCCGGCCUGUGGGUCCAGAGUGUCAAAUGGAGAGAAUGUGGAAGUGCAGAGGAGGCCCCGUGGCAGCCGGCGGGCAGGACGAAGGGCCCUAAGGAGUGUCAGCUGGUCACCCACCUGUUCUCCUGGCUCUUCUGAUAUAGGGCAGAGCUCAGAGGCUGUGAUGCAGUGGCGGCUCCAGGUCAACCGUCUUCAGGAGCUCAUAGACCAGCUCGAAUGCAAGGCUCCCCGGCUGGAACCUCUGCAUGAAGAGGACCUUUUCAAGGGUCCUGACUCGUACAUUCUUGUGGCCCAGCGGCAGGUGCAGGUAACCAAAGGCGCCCUGCAGGAUUUCCACCGAGCCCUUUGCUGCUACGUGGACUUCACUAGGGCCCAGAGCCAUUGUCUGCAUGUGUCUGCCCAUAAGAUGCUGGACAACACCUCUUAUACCCUAUAUGAGUUCUGGCAGGAUGAAGCCUCCUGGAGAAGGCACCAGCAAGCACCCAGCAGCAAGGCAUUCCAGCGCAUCCUCAUUGACCACCUGCGUGCCCCGGACACUCUCACCACCAUGUUCUUCCCAGGCUCUUGGUGGAUCAUGAAUAACAACUGAGCCUGACCUGCUUAUACCAAGGACCUGGAAGGCCCUGCUCGUCUCCUUCUACAUUGGUGACCUCAGCGCCAAGAGCAAGGACCCUGCUGCCUCCUAGCCCUGGGCCUGGCCAGCUGGGAGAGGGGCUCAGCCCAGGGCUCAGGGACUGGGCUAGCUAGUUAUUUAUUUAUUUAUUUAUUUAUUUAUUU